AUGGCAGAACGUAAAGACAGUAGUGAGUCAAAAAUCUCGGAAACAAAAUUUCACAACUGGAUAAAAUCUGGCCUAGCUCUCAUGCACACAAGAAAUGGAAUUCAACCGUUUGUAAUUGAUGAAAUCACUGCUUUCCAACAGACAAUGUACAGCGGCAUUUUGACAUUAUUAGGUAUAGACACAGACUCCAAAUGUUCAGCAUGUACUACAAACGCUAUCAUCUGUGAUAAGGUAUUCGAAAAGUGCAGGCGUAGAUCGUGCACCUCGUUUCAUAGAGAAUGUCCAGAAAGAGGACUAUGUACGAAAGUGAAGGAGAAAAUAAUCAAAGCACACAGAUAUCAUGGAACCUCAUGGAUGAAUACUGACGCUAAGCUAUGGUGCAGUGAUCCUUGGCAAAUUGCCAAGUGCUACAUGCCGAGGGAAGGAUAUAGCACACAGAUGUCAGCAGAUGAAACCGACUUUAAUGGAAUUGUUAACAUCAUAUUGAAUAACGAAAACUUCGCGCAGAAACUUUCUGCAAAGCUUACAGAUAGUGAAAAUAUAUUCCGUAAGCCAUUGAAUAUGAUGUAUGUAAAUGGAAAGUCUUAG
This is a messenger RNA of Mercenaria mercenaria, 588 nucleotides long. RefSeq lists its product as uncharacterized. The transcript is spliced from 2 exons. The record is from RefSeq and is a predicted model, not a curated record. NCBI's taxonomy places the organism in Eukaryota, Metazoa, Mollusca, Bivalvia, Venerida, Veneridae. The coding region runs from base 1 to 588 and encodes 195 amino acids.